Molecule: messenger RNA, 2066 nt
Organism: Nanorana parkeri
Lineage: Eukaryota; Metazoa; Chordata; Amphibia; Anura; Dicroglossidae
Product: otopetrin-3-like
Exons: 7
Coding region: 28-2061 (677 amino acids)
Biological process (GO): proton transmembrane transport
Cellular component (GO): membrane
Molecular function (GO): proton channel activity
Source: RefSeq, a predicted model, not a curated record
GCUGCGGAGGAGGCGAAUAUUACAGAUAUGGUUGCUACAGAUCUCAGCCAGACUGUUGCCCAAGACCGUGUGGGUUUAGGAUAUGAGCAUUCUUGGCUUCACCGGCACUGCCCUUCUACCCCGAUUCACCAUAAGAGGGCAAGAGGAUCUGGCCGACUUUUCUCUGGACUCGUGGCAAUGAAUGUGAUCUUUCUGGGUGCUGCCCUUAUAAGCAGUGCGAUUCUCAGUUCCAUGCCUCCGCAGAACUCCCAUAUCUUCUUGUCAGCGUUGAUGCUCUGCAGCUCAGGAUGGAUACUCUUCUAUCUGCUGAGGACACGCAAGAAACCAUUUUCUGUUGUAAUUCAGGAUCACCAUGCUGGAGCAUUUUGGCUAAGAGCCUCUCUCAUUCUGUUUGGGCUCUGUAGUCUUCUCCUAGCUGUCUUCAAAAUUGGCUAUGAUGUAACCCUAAUAACAUGUAAGUUACCAAUGGACAUUGUCUUCUCUGUCAUGGAAGUCAUCUUCAUUAGCACACAGACAUGUUUUUUGUGGCUUUCAUGCCGGGACUGUGUGCAGAUACAUCAUGACGUAACCAGAUGUGGCAUUAUGCUGUCAUUGGCCACCAACUUCCUGCUUUGGCUUAUGGCUGUUAUAAAUGAUUCAGUGCACAGAGAAAUUGAAAGUUUACAACCAAACAGCACUUCAGCUAACCUAGUCUCAUCUUCUCUUGUAGAUGAGACAAGUGCCUGUUUAUGCCUAGAACAAUCAAUAUGUUGGUCCUUUCAAAGAGGAUAUGUGACGCUGUUUCCAUUCAAUUUGGAGUACAGCCUUGUCUGCACAUCAAUGCUCUACAUAAUGUGGCGGAAUGUUGGUAGAAAAGACGUUUCUUCCUCUGCCUCCUCACACCCAAGGCUUCGCCUUCAGGGAGUUCUUUAUGGCCCAGUUUUAGGUGGGGCUGCAUUGAUGGUGGGUUUUUGCAUCUUCUUGCAGUAUCAGGUGCAGGCAGCUUUAGGAGAUGCUGCCCCCAUGUCAUUUAUUCUAUAUUAUGUCUACAGUGUAACUCUGCUGCCCAUCAUGCUGAUCUCCUGCAUUGCUGGGAUAAUCGCACAAUCCUUUAAGGAAAAACAGAUGAGGGGACAGUCAGAAGAACAAAGUGAGCAUGAUGAAAACAAAAAUGACUCAGAUAGAGCAACCAAACAACAAAAUAAAAACCUGUGCAGACACAGGCACGUGGAGAAGAGCAAGGAUGACGAACAAAGGGGAGUGGAUGCAGGGAAGCACAGAGAGCAAAAGGUAGAAUAUGAAUGGACGGAUCAGGAAGAAUUUGAGGAACACAAAGGAAAUCAGGAAGAAAGUUGUGAGAAAUGUGAGAAAGAAAGCGGAAAUUUCAGUGAAUGCAUUCCAAUAGAGGAAUUGGUAAAAGAAGACAGAGCAGACCAUAUUGACCCCAACCACCAUUAUAGGACAACUAAGAAACAAAUUAUUGUUGAAACCAGCCCUGACUUUGCAAUGUGUGCCUGUCAAAAACCUAAAAACUACACUCGCAGUCUAGAUAUAAUACUGCUACUGGCAGCUUCUCUUGGACAGUUCUGUAUCUCUUAUUAUUCCAUAGUUGCCCUAGUGGCUAGAAGUAUAUGGAAUCUGCUGAAUAGCUUAAAACUUGCAUACUCAGCACUCAUGAUCUUGCAACAUAUAUCUCAAAACAUCUUUAUAAUUGAGGGCAUGAGAAAAGAGCAUCAUGGUCCUAGCCACUCAACAACACAAGAAGAAAGCACAGAGGAAGCUUCUCGUAGAAUGUCUUUGUUAGAAAUACGCAGAGUGUCCUUGGCUUAUCUGCAAAGUGUCGGAAGACUCAGUAUUAGUCGCAGACUUGUGAAGGAGAUCGCACUUUUUCUAGUGCUCUGUAAUAUAAUGUUAUGGAUCAUGUCAGCUUUUGGAGAUCAUCCUCAAUAUACAAAUGGUCUGGAACGUGAAUUCUAUGGAUCUUCGACAUGGUUUUCUAUUCUCAACUUUGGACUUCCUCUGUCUGUUUUCUACAGGAUGCACAGUGUGGGAGGUCUGCUGGAAGCCUAUCUUACUGCCUAAUUAUU